This is a messenger RNA of Caenorhabditis angaria, 3913 nucleotides long. The record is from the annotation of a GenBank genome assembly. Lineage: Eukaryota; Metazoa; Nematoda; Chromadorea; Rhabditida; Rhabditidae.
AUGUCAAAAGGCGGUGAUUAUUCGAGACAGACGACGAAUUUGGAUCCGCUCGAGAACACCGACAAUUUCAAUAUCAUUCAAUUUCUCAGGGAAUCUGAGUGAGUUUCGGGGCCGUGGAAAUUUUUUUGGGUUUUUUUUUUCAAAGACUAUAGGUUAGACUAAUUUAAGUUUAGGUUUAGAAGAAUAGUUUAAGGUCUAGAAAAAACUUAAGUUAAAACCUAAUGCCUAAAUUCAGCCUUAGCUCUUAAUUUGCUUUAGAUUAUACUUUAGGAUAAGGCUUAGAAGUUUAGCUUAAGAUCUAGGUUUAGGAAUCAAUUUUAAGAAACUUUGAAAACUGCUUGGAGAUAGAUUUUAAAGGCUACACCUUAGAUUUAUAAGUUCAACUUAAGAUCUUAGCCUCAAGCUUUAGGUAUAAAUUUAAAAAAAACAUUAAAAUGUAGAUAUUUUAAAUUUUAACUGAAGUUAGGUCUAGAUAGUUAUAGAGUGUAGGCUUAGGCUAAGUUUUAAGCUUAUUCUUAAUUCCAGAAAUUAAUUUCAGGUUAAUCUUAGGCUUAUGAUUUUCACAUAAACCUAAUUCUCAAAGACUUUGGCUGAAAUUAAGCCUAGAUAGUUUCAAAAUCCAAAAAAAUGAAUUAGCCUAACUCCCAUCUCCUGAUUUUUCGCAGAUUCGACACUCCCGAAGACGACGGUUCUCUAGUCAGCCCAACCUCAUCAGCCGGAAGUAUGCAACACGUUCAUCAUCACCCCCAUUCCCACCCACACUCCCAUCAUCUCCUACAAAAUCCACAUCAACAAGGAUAUGUUCAAGGUGUGCCACGUCAACAACGAGCACCCGGGUCACUUCCCGAAUCGCCACCGAUGACUGACAUCUGUGGAAACGCUUCCUCGGCUAGCAGUUCAUCACAUCAUUCGGAUCCGAUGUUCUCGCCAAAUGAAUUCAAUGGAUAUAACACGGCCAAUAAUAAUAAUGGUAUGAUUUUGGGUGUACAUCAAAUGGCACAACAGCAACAGUACGCCCCUCAACAACAACAACAAUGGCCAAAUGCCGUGCGAACGCCGGCCGAGAAUAAACCCUACAUGGAAAAUUUGUAUAAUAUGCUACAAGCCACCAAUGAGGGUGGAUUGGCGAGCCCGAUCAUCGAGGAAACAUCGACAGGAGCUGCGGCGGGAAAUCGGAAGAGAAGCAGGAUGACCGAGACACCUGGCAUUCAAGAUGAGAAUUAUGGGCCGGGAUGUUAUGGUCCGCCGAGUGGACAGCAAGCGAUCAAGUUCAACAAGUUCCAGGAGGAUCAGUGGAACUCGCUGUAUGAUCAGAAUGGCAGGGAACUUCAGCAUAUUCAAGUGCAUGUUGUGGCUGACAAGGGUUUCAAUCACUCGCUCACCGAUGGAUGUUUUGUGAAUCAGAAGAAGAAUCAUUUCCAAGUCUCGGUUCAUCUCGAAGCAUCGGAUAGCAUGCCCCCGAAAUUCAUAUUCUACAAUGGAUCUUUGGUGCCGAUCAGAGACUUUAAAUUGGCAUUCUGUGGUGUUAAAUCAGAGAUGCCUAGCUCGGAGAUCUGCAUCAGACAAUCAAGUGCAGAUCGCAAGCCGCAUCCACACACGCCGGUGGUUUUUGAUAUUCAAGAGCGGCGGGUUACCAAAGUCACUGUGCCUAGGCUACACUUCUCGGAGACAACUCUCAACAAUCAGCGGAAAAACAAUCGGCCCAACCCGGAGCAGAAAUACUUUUUGUUGGUUGUGCGGCUCUACGCGAGUAUCAAUGAUGAUGUGAGUGUUUUGAUCUACUCGUACGCAUCGGAGAAGGUUAUUGUGCGAGCUACGAAUCCGGGAUCCUUCGAGCCUCCAGAUUCGGAUAUCGCUUGGCAACGCAAUGGAAAUACCUUGUUCACCCAUGGCCCGGUGAGUAUUGGAACUGAUCGGCAAGCAGCGAAGCUUACUGUGGAUGGUGACAUCUACACCACUGGCAAGGUUAUUACACCCUCGGAUAUUCGAUUGAAGGAGAAUAUCGUGGAUAAGACAGCGUCGGAUGCUCUCGAGAAUCUGUUGAAGUUGCGAAUCGUUGAUUAUCAAUACAAACCAGAAGUUGCGGAGAAAUGGGGACUCACCGAGGAGCAACGCAAGCGUACCGGGCUCAUCGCGCAGGAGCUUGCCACUGUUCUCCCGGACGCUGUGCGAGAUAUUGGAGAGUAUCUCACUAUUGACGAAUCGCGGGUGUUCUAUGAGACCGUGCUGGCUACAAAAGAGCUUUGUAGACUUACGGGCGAUUUGGAUACCAAGAUUGAUGAGAAGGUUGAGGAGAUUUCAAAGAGGUUGGCCGAGUAUGCGAGGAAGAAGAAGUUGGCGAGUUCGGUUGGCUCGAAUUUGAAUUCGGCUGAUUCGAGGAGUAUUUAUUCGAUGGCAUCAACAGCGACGGGAUAUUCGGAAUCGCGAAAAAAGUAUACCCGAAGAAAAAGAUCAGCCUCCGGAUACACACCAGAACCCUUAUGCUUCUCAUCCCGCUUUACCCAGGGCACAAUUGUUACGCUGAUUGGUGUGAUGGCGGUUUGUUUGUUGGCGAUGAGUGCGUUGUAUGUUUUGGAUUGGCAUAAUCGGAAUUAUGGAUAUCAUCAUCAUCACUACACACAUCAUUCAACUACACCGUCUUCCAAGGGUGAACCCGCAAAUUUGGUCGUCUCGCCUUGUGAGUUUUUUUUUGUAGAGUACUGUAGAAGGUUAUUGUGACGAUCUCUAGAUCUUGAGAUAUUUUGGAAUACUGUAAAACCUAGCUCCCUUCAAUUCAAAAAGUGAUCUACAGUAUUCUGAAAUUCCAAAAAAAAAGUUCCAAAUUUUUAAUCUAGGCUUAUGGGAUAUCAGAAGGUUCCAAAUUUCGAGCAGAUCAAAACUACAGUACCCCAUGCUUAAUUUUGAGCUACAGUAAUCCGAGAAAAGCGAUUUACAGUAACCUGAAAAUUAGGACAAAAAUUAGACGUUCUCAAAAAAGUUCCAAAUUUUUUUUGAUAGAUCAGAGCUACAGUACCCUAGCCUUAUGAGAUAUGAAAAUGUUCCAAAUUUUGUGUAGAUCAAGACUACAGUACCUGUUAGACCUCAAUAAUUUUUUUUCCAGUACGAUUCAUGCCGACCUACCAACCCGACGCACCUCCCCUACUAGCCCACUGCUUCUCGCCGUCCUGUCGAACAUAUUGCUGCGGCGCCGGUGGAAACGAUGAAUCUACCAACGACACUCCGCAUUCCGCCGUCUCCGCCAACAAUGUCACAUCAUCCGGAAUCGGUCGCGCACCGCAAUCCGCGCAUCGUGAAUUCGGAACCGGUGUCGAGAUUCGCAUUCCGCUUCUCAACACAACGCUCGAUCAGCGAUAUUGUAUUGAGAGGAGUUGUAAUAAGAGGCGCGGGAUUUUCAAUUUAUUUGUGCCGGUUUCAAGAUUCAUGCCUGAUGCACCAAUUGAGAUUCAGAUUGAGUAAGUUUACUUCUAAGCUAAGCUUAGAACUUAACCCUAACUUUAUAUUUUCAGCGUUCCAAAACACAAGGUGAUCAACAACUGUGGGCAUAUGUCAGACUUCCAGCACAAGCUCUGCGGUAUGCAAUCAUCGAAGGAAUAUCCGACUUCACAUCAGGUAAGAGGGGGCUUAGGCUUAGCUAUAAUGUCUUAGGCUCAGGCAUAGCUUUAGGCUUAGCCAUAGGCACUACCUACCACAUCUCAACUUCUUCCAGAUCCUCGAAAACACCUUCGAACUAUCCGUCGGCUCCUACAUCCAAUCAGCCUACCGCUUCCGCGUCGGCUACACCCCCGAUUCCUGCUUCACCGGUGACGCGGAAGCCUCCGGAAACUUUGAGGAAUACAAUCUGAUCUUCUACCGCAUGUGCUCGACGAACUCGACGACACAAGCCUCGUCCACAGCCUCACCGAUUUUUGUUUGA